UAAACCAAAUCCUCCAGCAAACCGGUGAAGACCCAUAGACCACACCUACCGAUUACCCCGCCCUUUCAUUCUACCACCACCUCCUCUCCCUUUUGUCAUCUUCCAACGGUCCCAAUUUUUCCAUAUAUCUUCCAUUUUCAAGAACAACUUCCCCAUGAAUUCUUGAAUCCAAGAAGACCCACAACGAUCGAAGAAGAUGUUGAAGAGCGAAGGAUCAGAAAGUGAGAAUGUCGCAUUCGAACAUUCCGGAUGGGUUUAUCAUCUGGGCACCAAUUCCAUCAAACGCGAAUAUUGUCAUCGGAGAUUUCUGCAUAUUAAGGGCAAAUACGUUAUGAUGUAUAAGCGUAAUCCUAACGAGCAUGCAGGAACUAAACCAAUAAGGAGGGGUGUUGUUGGCCACACACUUGUGCUGGAGGAGCUGGGAUGUCGCAAGGUCAAUGAUGGUGAACUUUAUGUUCUGAAAUUCUCCAAUCGAUUGGAUGAGGAUAAAAAGGGAGAAAUUGCUUGUGCUACAGCCGGAGAAACCCAAAAAUGGAUGGAAGCAUUAGAACAAGCUAAGAAACAGGCUGAGUAUGAACUUUCUCAAAGUUCUAAUACCCGGAACAAAUUGAGCAUGGAAAACGAGAUUACUCUUGGAAAACAUGGUCGUCGCCAUAGGGUGAGACAAUAUGCCAAUGGUUUAAAGAGGCUCAUAAGUACAAAAGGCGGUGGUGAGUCACUUGUACGUAAAUCAUUAACCUUUAGUGUAAGUAACAAGAAUGCUGACUUCUGCGAAUUCGAUGCUGCUGAUGUCAUUGAAGAACAUGAGUGGAAAUGUGUAUGUGCAUUAUAUGGUGUUAGAAUCUUUGAGGAUGUGUCUGGUUAUAAGGGCGGUAAAGGUGUCCUUGUGAAGGCUGUUACUUAUAUGGAUGUGAGUGCAGAUUCCAUUUUUGAGGUGAUAAUGAGCCUUGAUCGACAACAAAGAUAUGAGUGGGAUACGUUGACAAGUGACGUGGAACUCGUAGACUCUUUAAGUGAACAUUCUGAUGUUGUUUAUGGGACUUAUGAUUCUAGAUAUUUAACACGGUGGAAGUGUAAGCGCGAUUUCAUAUUCUCUAGGCAAUGGUUUCGUGAUCAAGAUGGAACAUACACAAUCUUGCAGUUUCCCGCAGUACAUAAGAAGCGACCUCCAAAAGCAGGAUAUAGGCGAACAAAAAUUAACCCAUCCACUUGGGAGAUCAAGAACUUAAACACACGUGCGCCAACGAAUGGUAGUAGGUGUCUUGUAACACACAUGUUAGACGUACAUUCUAAAGGCUGGUCUAGAUGGAAGGCUAAUCAAUCCUCCAAGUUUGAAAAAACGGUUCCCUUUGCUUUGUUGAGCCAAGUAUCAGGUUUAAAGGCUUACACCUGUGCAAAAUCCGCAACAUCCACAGUUUUGGAUAAGGAAGUUUCUUUGUCGGUUAACGACUUUGAGGAUGACGAUGAAGUUGCUGAUCACUUUUAUGAUGCAAUUUCUGCUUAUCCCUCCUCCUCAUCGUCAUCAGAAGAUGAUGAUUACGAUGAUAUUGAUUAUGAUGACGCACAAGAUGUCUGCAAGGAUCAAAGUUUGAAACCGACAGUUUCCGGCUUGAAUCAAAAGAUGAACCCAGACCCUGGUUCUAGCCACUUAUGUGGUUCUCUGUGUGAAGCAAAGAGUGAAACCGAUACCAACUGUUGGAUGUCUCCAAGUGGUACGGGAUUUAUGAUACGAGGAAAGACAUACUUAAAAGAUAGUGCUAAGGUAUCCGGAGGGGAUCCCCUUUUGAAACUUAUAGCAGUUGACUGGUUUAAAGUCAACAAUCCAGCAAGUAAGGUGGCUUUGCAUCCCAAAUGUCUUCUUCAGUCGGAAGCAGGGAAAAAACUUCCAUUUGUCCUGGUCAUGAACCUGCAGGUGCCUGCUAAACCUAACUACAGUCUAGUUCUCUACUUUGCUUCUGAUAAGCCGGUUGUAAAGGACUCCUUGUUGGGAAGGUUCAUUGAUGAAAGUAACACUUUUCGUGAUUCAAGAUUCAAAUUGAUCCCGAGUAUCGUUGAGGGAUAUUGGAUGGUAAAACGGGCCGUCGGAACAAAAGCUUGCCUAUUAGGGAAGGCUGUAUCAUGCAACUAUCUAAGACAAGACAACUUCUUAGAGAUUGAUGUGGAUAUUGGUUCCUCAUCUGUUGCAAGAAAUGUCAUUGGUAUCGUUCUUGGAUAUGUAACGAGCAUCGUUGUUGAUCUUGCCAUCUUAAUAGAGGGCAAGGAACAAGAAGAACUUCCGGAGUACAUUCUUGGAACUGUUCGGUUAAAUAGAGUGAGGCCCGAGACGGCAGUUUCUCUCGAAAGUUAAGCCAAAUGACCUUAUUACCCUUCACCUUGAACUAGUGACAUCAAAUUUCUGUUUGAUCAUAGCGGUCAAAUCCAGGGUACACUAAUCAUUGAAUUACUAUAUUGUGGGGUUGGAGUUAUGCUUUUUUGUGAUAUUAUGUAAUUAUUUAAUAUGACAAUAAUAAAUGAUAAUUGAGAAGUGAAA
Helianthus annuus (common sunflower) is the source of this 2530-nucleotide messenger RNA. RefSeq names its product protein ENHANCED DISEASE RESISTANCE 2. Gene Ontology annotation, molecular function: lipid binding. NCBI's taxonomy places the organism in Eukaryota, Viridiplantae, Streptophyta, Magnoliopsida, Asterales, Asteraceae. The coding region runs from base 197 to 2347 and encodes 716 amino acids. The record is from RefSeq and is a predicted model, not a curated record. The transcript has 22 exons.